Molecule: messenger RNA, 915 nt
Organism: Oikopleura dioica
Lineage: Eukaryota; Metazoa; Chordata; Appendicularia; Copelata; Oikopleuridae
Source: the annotation of a GenBank genome assembly
AUGGGCGACAAAGAGAAAAAUGUUGAAGACAUUUUGAAGCCUGGAGAUAUUAUCAAAGAAAAAUGGAUAAUUGUGAAAAUGAUUGGAAUGGGAGGAUUCGGCCAGAUUUACGAAGCAAAGUACAUGAAAUCAGGAGAAAGUGCUGCGGUCAAAGUUGAAUCUUCUCAGUAUGACAAACAGGUUUUGAAAAUGGAAGCAGAAGUUCUUCAAAAAAUGAAGGGCAAAUCGAAAUAUAUCUGCAAAUUUUUCGGUUGCGGCAGAGAAUCAAAAUUCAAUUAUAUAAUUAUGAGUUUACUAGGCAACAACAUUUCAGCAUUACGAAAAGCAACUGACUCAGGAUACUUUUCAACAUCUACUGCCCUUCGUCUUGGAGUACAGAUGCUUCGCGCGAUUAGAAGCCUCCACGAUGUCGGCUAUCUGCAUCGCGAUGUCAAGCCGUCGAAUUUCGCGCUCGGGAUGGGCAGGCACAGCAGACGCCUUUUUAUCUACGACUUUGGCCUCGCAAGAAAAUUCGCUGAUGACAGAGGAAUGCUUCGGCCGCCGAGGGAUACUAAAUGUCCUUUUCGUGGCACACUUAGAUAUGCUUCUCUGAAUGCUCAUAACGGACAGGAGCUCGGUCGACACGACGAUCUAUGGUCUUUUUUCUACCUCAUGAUCGAAAUCACAUACGGACAGCUUCCAUGGAGAUCGCUUCGGGAAGCGGAGAGAAUCAAACAUGCGAAAAUGAGGUUCGACCACAAGCGAUUUUUCGAGUUAGAAAGAGUCCCAAAAGAACUGAAGCCGUUUCGGGAGUAUUUGGAAUCCCUUGAUUACUACACCAAGCCAAAUUAUGAUUACUUGAUCGGGCGACUAGAAUUUGGCAUGAGGGAAAGGAAGAUCGACAAAUCAGAACCCCUCGACUGGGAAAGACUCUGA